Molecule: messenger RNA, 1986 nt
Organism: Helianthus annuus (common sunflower)
Lineage: Eukaryota; Viridiplantae; Streptophyta; Magnoliopsida; Asterales; Asteraceae
Product: cytochrome P450 89A2
Exons: 2
Coding region: 1-1539 (512 amino acids)
Cellular component (GO): membrane
Molecular function (GO): iron ion binding; oxidoreductase activity, acting on paired donors, with incorporation or reduction of molecular oxygen, NAD(P)H as one donor, and incorporation of one atom of oxygen; heme binding
Source: RefSeq, a predicted model, not a curated record
AUGGAGAGCUGGUUUCUCAUUCUGGUUUCCAUUGGCUUCACAGCCAUUAUCAAAUCCCUCCUGUUCCGCCGGAGAGACGGCAAGAAGCUACCCCCUGGGCCGUCGUUCCUUUUCUCCUAUCUCCUACUGCUAACCAACUCCCUCCCAAACCUCCAAUUCAUCCUAAGAGGUCUCAAGUCCAAAUAUGGACCCAUUAUUACUCUUAACAUUGGUUCUCAUCUUUCAGUCUUUGUGGGCAGCCAUUCUCUGAGCCACCAAGUCCUCAUCCAGAAAGGCACCACCUUCUCUGACCGCCCUAAAACUUGGCGUAUAGGCGGCAUCUCUUCGGCCUCUUAUGGUCCUAUCUGGCGGGCAUACCGUCAUAAUCUUGGCUCCAACUUCUUGCACCCUUCAAACGUCAAGUCUUACUCGUGGGCUCGCAAGUGGAUCCUUGGUAUUAUGAUUAGUCGGAUCCAGGAGCAACAGGAGGCUGUGGGAAUAGUUAAGGUGGUUGAUCAUAUUGAUGUAGCCAUGUUACACCUGUCAUUACUCAUGUGCUUUGGGGAGAAGGUUGAUGAAAGCCUUGUUAAUGACAUUGCAUGUGUGCAAGAUGGUUUGCUCUCAUUAACUGCCUCCUGGAGUUUUAACGUGUUCCUUGUGUCCCGAUGGUUGGCGAAAAUGUUGUUUAGAAACAAAUGGAAGAAGUUCAAUCAAUUGCGGAUUGAUCAAAAGCAACUGCUUGUUUCACUCAUCAAGUCUCGGACAGAAGGAGCUAGAGUAGGAGACAAAAAACAAAUGGUGGCAUACAUCGACACGCUUGUGAAACUACAGGUUCCAGGGGAAGAGGAUACAAAUGAAAAGGAUGGAAAGCUCACCCAAAAGGAGAUGGUGACAUUGUGUAGCGAGUUCCUCGUGGUUUCCUCGGAAACCGCCUCUAGUGCUCUACAGUGGAUCAUGGCUAAUCUGGUGAAGCAUCCUAGUAUUCAACAAAAGCUCUAUAAUGAAAUUGUUGCAGUGGUGGGGCCACCACCGCAGCCAAGGGUUGAGCCCGAAUCGGUUAUAAGCGAAGAUAAGCUACAAAAAAUGCCUUACUUGAAAGCAGUGGUUUUAGAAGGAUUAAGGAGACAUCCACCAGGGCAUAUUGCACUACCCCAUAAGGUCAAUGAGGAGGUAGAGUUGCAAGGCUACAUGAUUCCAAAGGGUGCAACCAUCAAUUUUAUGAUAGCUGAGAUGGGUUGGGACCCAGAGGUGUGGGAUGAGCCAAUGGAGUUCAAGCCUGAGAGGUUCUUGUUGAACGAAGGUAGUGGUUGUGUGUUUGAUAUAGGUGGAAGCAAAGGGAUCAAGAUGAUGCCUUUUGGUGCGGGGAGAAGGAUAUGUCCUGGUGCUGAUUUGGCUUUGCUUCAUUUGGAAUAUUUUGUUGCGAAUUUGAUUUGGUAUUUUCAUUGGAGUGUUCCUGAUGAUUAUCAUGUUGAUCUUAAAGAGAAGGUCAAGUUCACUGUGGUUAUGAAGAACCCUCUGCUAGCAAAAAUCUCUUUAAGGACUAAAAAGACAACCAUCUGAAAAUCCAUGCCAUGCAUGAAUUGCUAUAAUAAAUGGAAAUCUGUGUUUUAGAAAUAAAGUUUAGUGCUAUAUUUGCAUUUGCUUCUAUAUGUUGAUGGUUCGAGAUGCAUAAACACAUCACAGGUAGUGAUACGAAAAAGAAGGCUGUCCAGGUAGUAAUUCUUGUGACUAUGUGGAGUAUAUGGAAAGCUCGAAACAAAGCCGUCUUUUCAAACAGUCCAGCAAAAAUUGAAGAAAUAUUGGGGGAAGUCAAAGCGCAUAGGGCUAAAAAUGUGAAUGUAAACUAGCAAAUGUGGAAGUCCUUUGAUUUGUAAUUUUCUUUUGUUUGUUUGUGGUUGUGCCAGCCGCUUCUAGCUUCUUGCUGGAAGUUUGGUUUUUGGCUGUGGUUUAUUGAAGGUUGCAGUUAAAAAAAAAAUUUGAAAUACACUUUUCCCAUUGUUUGAAAAA